CUUCAGGACUCCAAACAGAAGGAAUCGCAGAAUCUUCAACCCACAAUUGUUUUUAAGAGAGAAGGGAGCAGCAGCCACAAGUAGAAAGAUCUACGUUCUCACAGCCAUUUCCCGACGUCUAAGUAAGUGACUGGAAAUAUGGGGGACAGACGUAUCCGUUACGUAGAUAUUGAGGUUGAUGAUGAUGAAUGGCAUUAUGAGCGGUAUCCAGAUGGAGAAUGGCACAGAGUCCAGCGACGCCAGCGUCCGCUGACGGGCAGAAGGGUAGCCAAGGCUGCUGGGAAGGCGGCACUAAAGGGCGCUGGCGCAGCAGCUGAUCGCAUGCUCAUAAGGAAUGGGAUUGGGCUAGAAGCUAAAGCCAGUGUUAGUAAACAUGAGACAGAGCCAGCUGAAGUGCAUGUGGCUGAAGUGGUCAAACUGAGGAUCUUAUCAGCUGACGCAGGCGCCCGGGCCCUACAUGCAUCUGCAGUUGCGUCCGCAUCACCUGUUGGAGCAAAUGCUUUAGCUAAAGCAAAUAUAGCGGAGGCCGAAGCCAAUGCUGCCCUUGUGGAGGGACUAAUUGAAGCCAACGCAAGAGCUGUUUAUUAUGGAGCAGAGGCGCAUGCAGGUUUUGGAGUACAGCAUCUUGGAGUCCAUGCAGGAGCUGCGGUAACAACAGCCAAAGCUGAAGUGGGCAUCGCCAACACCCCUCUGCAGGCCCACGUUCAGGGUCCCGGGGCAGACGCAGAGGCUGGGGUGUCCUGGAAGUACACAGGCGCGAGUGCCGGAGCAUACUUUGCAGAGGCGAAAGCUGGUCCCUUCGCAGCACGAGCUGGGGUCAAGUUUGGAGUAGGAAUAAGAAAUGGUGUCCCUGAAGUGGACCUGGGACCAGUCACAACUCCUUGCUCAGUAAUGUGAACCUGGGACCAGUCACAACUCCUUGCUCAGUAAUGUGAAUCACACAAGACCGAUGGUGCCCAUACAUAUAUAUGUAUGGGUAUAUAUAUGUAUAUGUGUGUGUAUGUAUGUAUAUGUGUGUGUUUGUAUGUAUGUGUGUAUGUUUGUAUAUGUAUGCACCCCAUUUGUUUGUUCCUGUCAUGUAAUGUGUUCCCCCUGGUGUCUCUUUUGAAUGUUAAUAAGGGGGAGCAAAUGUAGUAGGCUAUGGUAAAGAAGGUCAUGUCUA
Alosa sapidissima (American shad) is the source of this 1162-nucleotide messenger RNA. RefSeq lists its product as uncharacterized. The transcript is spliced from 4 exons. Lineage: Eukaryota; Metazoa; Chordata; Actinopteri; Clupeiformes; Clupeidae. The record is from RefSeq and is a predicted model, not a curated record. The coding region runs from base 139 to 897 and encodes 252 amino acids.